Molecule: messenger RNA, 588 nt
Organism: Colletotrichum higginsianum IMI 349063
Lineage: Eukaryota; Fungi; Ascomycota; Sordariomycetes; Glomerellales; Glomerellaceae
Product: Large conductance mechanosensitive channel protein
Exons: 4
Coding region: 1-588 (195 amino acids)
Biological process (GO): intracellular water homeostasis; monoatomic ion transport
Molecular function (GO): mechanosensitive monoatomic ion channel activity
Source: RefSeq, a predicted model, not a curated record
AUGCCCUCCCUCCCUUUCGCAGACCGCAUGUCCUCCGCGGCCAACAUGCGAGGCAACAGUGACGUCGACGAGGGAGAGUCGCUUCUCGGUCGAGGCCGGGACAAGGCACGCCGCUUCUGGGACGGCUUCAUCGAUUUCGCUUUGCAAGGCAACAUCCUUGAGAUCGCCUUUGGUCUGAUUAUUGCCGCCUCCUUCACCACCCUCGUCAACAGCUUCGUGCAGAACAUUAUCAUGCCCCCCAUUUCCGUCAUCUUCCCGCUCAACCGCAACAUGGAGCAGAAGUUCGCCGUCCUUCGAGGUGGGCCCAACUACAACCACGAUAACAAGUACACGACCCUCGAGCGCGCCAAGGACGACGGUGCCGUCGUCCUCGCCUAUGGCUCUUUUCUUAACCAACUCGUCUCCUUCCUCUGCGUCGGCAUCUCCCUCUACGGUCUGGCCCACGUCUUCCAGUUCUUCUCCCCAGAACCGAUUAUUAAGCAUACUGUUAAGUGCAAGUACUGCCGCAAGCGAAUUAGCAAUAAGGCGCAACGCUGCGUCAACUGCACCAGCUGGCAAGAUGGCCGCGAAGACCGGGCUCACCGUUAG